AUGUAUAUCUGAUACAAUUUUAUGCGUAACAUUAAAUGUGUGUUAGUGCUUUAAAGUUACAGUAGUGGCAACGCGACAUAACCUCUUAACGUAACAAUUUACAAUUUUUCAUAAAUAAUCCCAAUUAUUUCUAAAGUAAAAUUGCUAUUUCAUCAUUUACGUGUAGUAUCAAAGAUUAUCUAGUAAACUAUUGACUCUCGAACAAACUAUAUACAAGUGUUUGGCGUGUCGGUAUAUUUUUCAUCAUUUUAUUCAUUAUGACUCAGUAUAGAAUAAUUGCUUCAGUUGACCCUUCUAUGUAAUCUUAUAGUCUUUCGGAAUAACUUGUAAAAAUUCAGCGUAGUUUCUUCGGAAACAAAUCCGUAAACGAAAUUUUAAGCAGUGCUGAAAGAGUUCAGAAUAUUCGAGGCGAGUGGUGCGCAAUUGGCCCUCAACGAGGGAGAAUCGAAAGCGUCGAAAGUAACGAGUCAUCUACCGAUUCAAGAUGGCAGAAGGCGAGGAUACUCGAAAGAAAAUUACUAUUAAUGUUCAAACGUCAAAAGAAAAACAAAGCGUUGAAAUUGAAGAGGAUGCAAGUAUUAAAGAUUUUAAAGAUGCAGUUUCCAAGAAGUUCAAUGCUCAAACUGAACAGUUGUGUCUCAUCUUUGCUGGAAAGAUUAUGAAAGAUCAUGAAAAUUUGAGUACGCAUAAUGUCAAGGAUGGAUUGACAGUACAUCUGGUUAUUAAAGCACCGCGUGCUCCUACUAAUCAGAAUCAAGAUUCAUCUCUGUCUCAAAGAUUACAAGCUGAUAUAAGUGCAAGUCCUUUUGGAUUAGGGAGUUUGGGAGGACUUCCAGGCUUGGAAUCUCUUGGUUUAGGAUCUGCUAAUUUCAUAGAUAUGCACCAACGUAUGCAACGUGAAUUAUUAUCAAACCCAGAAACGAUGCGUCAAGUACUUGACAAUCCGUUAGUACAAAGUUUGAUGAAUGAUCCAGAAAAUAUGCGUAAUUUGGUUACCGCUAAUCCUCAGAUGCAAGAAUUGAUGCAACGUAAUCCAGAAAUUAGUCACAUGUUGAAUAAUCCUGAAUUAUUAAGACAAACAAUGGAAUUGGCACGUAAUCCAGCAAUGCUUCAAGAACUUAUGCGUUCCCAUGACAGAGCUUUAUCUAAUUUAGAAAGUAUUCCUGGUGGUCAUAGUGCACUUCGUCGGAUGUACCGCGAUAUUCAAGAACCUAUGUUCGCAGCAGCAGCCAAUGAACAUAAUCCUUUUGCAGCAUUAGUAGAAAAUAGCAAUAAUCAAGAUGGUCAAGCUAAUCCGCAACAGGGUCAAGAAAACAGGGAUCCAUUGCCAAAUCCUUGGGCUCAAAAUCAGAGCGAUUCUUCUAAUCAGCAUCAAGGAAGAGGUCUACUGGAUUCACCAGGAAUGCAAAGUCUUACAGCUCAAAUGAUGGAGAACCCCCAAUUGAUGAGAAACAUGUUAAAUGCUCCAUACACAAGAUCAAUGUUGGAAGCUAUGGCAGCAGACCCAUCUAUAGCCAGCAGAAUGAUUUCUACUACUCCAUUCUUUCGGGCAAAUCCACAAAUGCAGGAACAAUUACAAACAAUGAUGCCUGUAAUCAUUCAACAAAUGCAAAAUCCUCAAAUGCAGAAUGUUGUCACUAACCCUGAUGCUUUAGCCGCACUUAUGCAGGUUCAACAGGGUAUAGAACAAUUACGUACAAUUGCUCCAGAACUUGUUGGAAGUAUGGGAUUGUCUAUGCCUCCGUCAACAGCGACGACAACAUCACCAUCACCGCCAUCAAAUGCGAGUGUAACAAGUUCAAAUACACCAACUACACAGUCAACUGAUACAAAUCAGCAAGAUGCAUUUUCUCAAUUCAUGGCUCGUAUGGUAUCGGCAAUGGCAUUAAAUCAAGGUGUAGAUGGUCAGUCUGCUACCCUCCCACCUGAAGAACGUUACAGAGUACAGUUAGAACAGCUUACUGCUAUGGGUUUUGUUAAUAGAGAUGCUAACUUACAAGCCUUAAUUGCCACAUUCGGAGAUAUAAAUGCUGCUAUUGAACGGCUACUGUCUAAUGGACAAGUGUCUAUGAGCUAACCACCAAUAUGCAAUACCGUUAUUCCAUUACUAUUUCUAAUUUUUUCCUUAUUUACCUCUUACAACAGGCGUGGUGAGAGAUAUUUGAGGUAACUGACUGUCAGAAAAAUUAUAAACUUCUACCCCAAAUCUUGACAGAAUACACGCUACUAAUUCGUUUAAUAUGCAUUUUUAUUUUGGAUUGGUACUUUAUCUUAUUCGAUAAUACAAGUACUGAAUAUCUAAAUGUUUAACUUGUUCACGUAUCCCACUCUUGAAAUUUCUAGUUUAAUUCUGUAUUCUGUAUUUCUCGAUGUGCUCUAAGUACUAGAUAGCUCUGUUAAUGUAUUUCGUCGGUGUAAAUUUGUUUAUCGCAUAUUCGAAGAGAAUUACAUUAGAUCAUAAUGCGAAGGUCAUAUCCUUCUUCUUUGUUAUUGUACAUUUAUGGUGUUUCUUAGAAACAGUGGAACCUGCAUGGAAAAUAGAUUGCCGUUAAUAAAAGUGCUUUUGGCUUGAUCGAUCGAUUGUAAAUUUUAUGGAAGGUCACUUUUUCUUUUUUGCUUACGUGUACGUAAUCAUACUAGUAAGUGUAUUGCAUGAAACGUUGAUAUGUUUACAACAGAAAUGGGUAUGGGGUAAUUAUUAAUUAAAUAACGUUUGGUGUAUAGAAAUAAAUGACGUCGAAAUGCAAAAAUCGAAGGUUUCUCAACUGUCAAAAAUUAUAAUUCGAUUAUUCCAUCUAAUCGAAGAAAAAGUGUUCGGUGAUGCAUUAGUGUUUUCCAUGUAAGUUUCGUACGUAUGGCAAAAAGAAGCGAAUUUUCCUUUUUUUGUUUCUUCUUUAUGCCGACGCGUAUUGUUUUCAUUUAUUUCGUUUCCCUUUCUAUUUUGUAUCGUUCGUAUAUUAAAAAAAAAAGUACUAUGCACUAUAUGUCUUACAAUACAAAUUUAGAGAUUUGUAGCGUGAUGAUUGAGAAUAUUAUGGUGUAGGUUGUUUAUAGAGAAACGCGCGAAAAAGAUCGAUUUAACGAAAUAUCACAUGUAAAUGUGUUAAACUGGAUAUGUAAUCGUCGGUUAGGUAAUAAGAUAUAUUGAAACAAAAAAGGUAAAUGUUGUAAAUUAUCUUUAUUGAGAGAAAAAAAAAACAGUUAUAAUUUUAAUACUUUUAAUUGUUGUACGAUUACAUAAACACCCAUGCGCAUUAUUAUAAAGUUUUAUGUGUAUUCAGUAUACUUUAUUAAACAAGGUAUUCUGUACAAGCGACUAUAUUACAAAAUAAAAUUGUUUGAUUCAUACUGAUGAAUUUUUAAGUACGAAGUAUCUGUAAGGUAUCUGUAAGGUGUUAUUCAAUUAUUUUAGCAACACACGUGAAUGGAUGAUAUGCGAAUAUACAAACGUACAUUUAGAAAUAAUAUAGACUGGAACUUAUGUAAAAUAUACAUUUUAAAUCGA
Messenger RNA from Megachile rotundata (alfalfa leafcutting bee), 3505 nucleotides. It is a transcript of the gene Ubqn, whose product is annotated as ubiquilin. Gene Ontology annotation, molecular function: polyubiquitin modification-dependent protein binding. NCBI's taxonomy places the organism in Eukaryota, Metazoa, Arthropoda, Insecta, Hymenoptera, Megachilidae. Gene Ontology annotation, biological process: ubiquitin-dependent protein catabolic process. The record is from RefSeq and is a predicted model, not a curated record. Gene Ontology annotation, cellular component: cytosol.